Molecule: messenger RNA, 957 nt
Organism: Aspergillus bombycis
Lineage: Eukaryota; Fungi; Ascomycota; Eurotiomycetes; Eurotiales; Aspergillaceae
Product: hemolysin III family protein
Exons: 1
Coding region: 1-957 (318 amino acids)
Cellular component (GO): membrane
Molecular function (GO): signaling receptor activity
Source: RefSeq, a predicted model, not a curated record
AUGCCGAGUCGUCAACGCCGCCCCACUGAGAAGGCUCAAGAGUCAAAAGCCAGUACGCCUGCAGCAAUUGCAGCUACAGUCAUGGAGCAGCCGCCUCAGGUCCUCAAGAAGCUUCUGCACUGGAACGACUUGCCUCAUUGGCAACGCGACAACCGUCACAUCCAUAGUGGAUAUCGACCAGCCUCGUUCUCGUUCCUGGUCUCUUUCCAAUCGCUGACAUAUAUACACAAUGAGACGGUUAAUAUAUAUACGCAUCUACUGCCAUCGUUGCUGGCUGUUCCCGGGGCAGUCUUGCUUCAUCGCGUUCUGGCACCUCGGUACGAGACGGCUACCCAGGCUGACAUCAUUAGCUUCGCCUGCUUUUUUGCGGGAGCUGCUGUGUGCCUGGGGAUGUCUGCGACGUACCAUACGAUUUCGAACCACUCGCCGACUGUCGCGCGCAUAGGAAAUACCCUUGAUUAUGCAGGUAUCGUAGCUCUGAUUGUGGGCAGUUUUGUCCCUAGUGUAUACUAUGGGUUCUAUUGUGAGCCUGGGCUACAACGACUAUAUUGGACAAUGAUCUGCACCAUUGGGAUUGGCUGUGUGUUUGUUUCGAUUAUGCCCCAAUUUCGGACUCCCCGGUGGCGGCCAUUCCGCGCCGCCAUGUUUGUCGGCAUGGGCCUAUCAGCGGUGGUGCCCGUCAUCCACGGGCUACGGGCGUAUGGUCUUGAACAGAUGACGCGCCAAAUAGGGCUCGGGUGGCUGCUACUUCAGGGAUUCUUGUAUAUCCUGGGAGCUGGGAUCUACGCCGCUCGGGUCCCCGAACGUCUGCGACCGGGCCAGUUCGAUCUUUGGGGCAGUUCGCAUCAGAUCUUUCAUGUGCUGGUGGUGUGUGCUGCCGUGGCUCAUCUGACUGGGCUACUGAGGGCAUUUGACUACAGACACAGUGGGAUUGCCGAGCGCUGCUCCGCGUACUGA